AUGAAUGAUCAUGUUUCUUCUCUCACUGAGUCUGCUCCUAUUGUAGCUGCCUUUACUGCUAACCGAGGACGUGGUGGUGUUCCGUCUAAUCGUGGAAUUGUUCCAAAUUCACGAGGUGGUACUGCUCGUGGAUCCUUUACCAACCAGCGAAGCUAUCAACAAGUUGGUGAAGCAUCGUCCUCUAUGAACACACGAUUAGUGUGUCAAAUCUGUGGCAAGCAGGGUCAUCCGGCGUUGGACUAUUAUCAAAGAAUGAACCUUGCGUAUGAAGGUCGAAUUCCAGCAAAACGUCUUACUACCAUGGCCACCUCUCCUACUACCAUGACUCGAUAG
Molecule: messenger RNA, 333 nt
Organism: Prunus armeniaca (apricot)
Lineage: Eukaryota; Viridiplantae; Streptophyta; Magnoliopsida; Rosales; Rosaceae
Source: the annotation of a GenBank genome assembly